CAAAGAUUGUGAAUUUGUGAUGAUGGUCUGCAUGUAUAGUACUAUAAUGCCAAUACAAAAUGACCUAUAUGACCUCGAAUGUCAGAAAAACCCAGCAGCUCAGAAAUCAGAACCAAAGCUUUCAACAUUCCCCAGGUCAUUGCCAUUUUUAGAUUCGCUUACAAUUUCCUUGUCAUAGGUGAACAACUAUUUCCCGCCAAAAAGCUUCUCACCCGCCCCCAUAUAUCACAGUCCCUCUUUUUACUGCCCCCCAUACUCUCACUCCACCACAAAGCAAGAGAGAGAGAGAGAGAGAUGAGGGGGACAUCCAAGGUGAUUAUGGGGGCAACCCUGGUAAUGGUGGUGAGCCUUGCCAUAGUGCUAGGCCUAAUCUUGGUGCUGCUAGCUGAGCUCUACUGUUCUCUCUUACUCCGCCGGCGUCAACUCAGAAACACCACCUCCGACACCCCCACCGCCACUGUGAUCUCCACUGCCACCGCCACCAACACUUCCUCUUCUCAGCCCUCGCAAUCCAAAGACGAAUCAUCUACUCCCCCUCACAGUAGCUUCUACUCCCAAGGGGUUCUUCACGCUCCAAGAAGCUUACUCUUCCCUGCAUUUUCCAGCAUUGAAAACGAGGGAGAAACAAAGAAGCUGCAUUCUCAGCUUCAUCAUAUUGUUGACGUCCAAACCCAAGAGUCAAACGCAAGCCCUCGCCAAAUUGGACUUGUCUCUGCUUCUGCUCCGCCAACUCCUUGUAAUGACAAAGCUAGCGGUUGUGGGGAGCAUUUUGUGUACAUUUCUAAUCCCAUUUAUGACAACGAUGCUAUGGCAACCGGGGUGGACAGGGACAGUACUCCAUUCGAAACGCCGGACACGUCGCCUUCGCGAUUAGAAACGGGCGGUUCUUCUUCCGACGAAGACGACGAUGACGUUCCCCAACCAUCAAGCCCAACCACACCUCCUCUGACUCCGAUGAAGAAGCUUCCAGCCGAGGCUUGCUCCGUCUCCCUUAGGAAUACCGGGUCAAUUGGCACUUCAGGGAGUGAUUCCAACAGUUGCAAUGGUCCUUCAUCAUCAUCAUCAAGCUCUCCUUGUACAUCUCCUUCAUGGUGAUGCAUCAUGCUCGUGCAGAGAAAAAGACAGCAGCAGAGGCAGAGCAGAGGGUAAGAGUAGGAACUUUUUUCUCUGCAUGCGUGGUAGGCAAUGGGCAUGGCUCGUCCACCCAAGCCACGCCUCUAAAGGCCAACUAAUUUUCUUUUACUCUUUUCUUUCCCUCUCUACGUAGUACGUACGUUGCAGGAUUGCUCUUUUGUUUUCAUUUGCUUGUAUGGGUGGUUCUUGGAUUCCUUUCUAGUGAUAUAUAUAAACAAUUGUUUUGUUUUUGGAUUUUUGAGAA
Molecule: messenger RNA, 1378 nt
Organism: Corylus avellana
Lineage: Eukaryota; Viridiplantae; Streptophyta; Magnoliopsida; Fagales; Betulaceae
Source: RefSeq, a predicted model, not a curated record